Molecule: messenger RNA, 1205 nt
Organism: Rubroshorea leprosula
Lineage: Eukaryota; Viridiplantae; Streptophyta; Magnoliopsida; Malvales; Dipterocarpaceae
Source: the annotation of a GenBank genome assembly
AACUAGGGACGCAACAGCAAGAAAGAGGAAAGGAAAUCUGUGGCAGAGGAUUCUCUUUCUAUAAUUUUCUGUUCCUUAAUUCAUUCAUAUGUAGGUCUGAGUAUGGCUGCUCCUCUUCUUCUCAAAAGCUCUGCUUUCUUCCACCUCCAACACUUUCCUCUUUCCGUCGGUAAAACCCUUCCUGCGGUUCCUUCAUCCAUCAAUAGAAUUGGGUCUCUUUCCAUGAUAACUUUCACCAUGAUGGAGGGAAGUGGUAUUACAGAGGAAGUCGCUGAGAGCGCAGACGCAAAUGGGAAUGUUAGAAAGAAAAUUUUUGUGGCCGGAGCCACAGGAAAUACUGGGAAAAGGAUCGUCCAGCGGUUGCUUGCCAAGGGUUUUGCAGUCAAAGCUGGGGUGCGUGAUUUGGAGAAGGCAAAAACUUCGCUUUCCAAGGACAACCCAGCUCUUCAAAUUGUUAAAGCUGAUGUAACAGAGGGCUCCGCCAAGCUAGCAAAAGUGAUUGGUGAUGAUUCAGAAGCUGUUAUAUGUGCAACAGGGUUUCAGCGAGGGCUGGAUUUGUUUGCUCCAUGGAAGGUGGAUAAUUUUGGCACGGUAAACCUUGUGGAUGCAUGCCGUAAAGUUGGUGUGAACAGGUUCAUUCUUAUCAGCUCUAUUUUAGUCAAUGGAGCUGCGAUGGGACAAAUUUUCAAUCCCGCUUACAUCUUUCUCAAUGUUGUUGGACUCGUCCUCAUAGCAAAGCUUCAAGCCGAACAGUACAUCAGGACAUCUGGUAUUAACUACACUAUUAUAAGGCCUGGCGGAUUAACAAAUGACCCACCAACUGGAAAUGUUGUCAUGGAGCCAGAGGAUACUCUCUAUGAUGGAAGCAUUUCCAGAGAUCAGGUUGCAGAAGUUGCUGUGGAGGCGUUAGUUCAUCCUGAAUCAUCUUAUAAAGUUGUGGAGAUAGUUUCUCGUAUUGAUGCUCCUAAACGUUCAUACAAGGAUCUCUUCGGUUCCAUAGAAGAACGAUGACUUGGAGCUUGAAUUUAGCAAAUUAUUAUAGCAGAGUGAAGUCUCAGUUAAUGGUUAAGAGCUAGCUUGGUCUCAAAUCGGAAUCUUGAGAUGGGUAGGGAGCAAUUCGGGAAAAACAAUGAAUUUUAGCAGUGAUCAGAGUCAUCAGACAAAAUUCAUUUACUUAUAUUACAUAAGAAAAACAAUGAAUUUUC